Messenger RNA from Magnolia sinica, 1227 nucleotides. RefSeq lists its product as uncharacterized. NCBI's taxonomy places the organism in Eukaryota, Viridiplantae, Streptophyta, Magnoliopsida, Magnoliales, Magnoliaceae. The transcript is spliced from 3 exons. The record is from RefSeq and is a predicted model, not a curated record. The coding region runs from base 237 to 566 and encodes 109 amino acids.
UUGGAUGGUUGAAAUGAAAAAUAUUAAAGGGCAUAUUUCAGUAAACAAGGGCCCACAAACGCAAGGUUAGGAUUGUGCGACCCAUUCGAUUGAUUGGGACUUGUUUCACAGUGGGUCCCAUCUUGGUGUGUUUAUUUUAAGUUAGCGUAAGCCACUCCAUAUUUCUGAUCAUCACUGGCGGACCGAGUAUCAAGUAACUCAUAAGCGGCAGCAGCAGACUCUCUUUCUACAUCAUCAUGAAUCCCAAGGAAGAAGCAGCAGCAGCAGCUACUUCCGAUCCUCGCCAUCGCUUAUCCUGCACCACAUUCUUCGACGCGCUCGGGUUUUGCUAUUCUCCAGUUCACCAGAUGCAGCAAUAUUACAGGCAUGGAGUAUUUGACAACUGUUAUGAAAAGUGGAACGCACUUUUUGACUGUUUCAAUUUAAAAACAAAACGAUCAUCUGAGGUGCAGGAAAUUCUAGAAGCUCGCGCAAGAAGCAAGGCCCACAUUUGGACAUAUAGGACAGCAGAAGAAGCUACGACACAUUGGAAGGAACUCUUUGGCCAUGUAAACGAUGGCGAAUGAUUGGGUUCUUAUUUUCCUACAUUUGGGUAAUCGCUCUCCACCCUUCUUUACAUCACAAACGGUUAAACGGUGGAUGUUCUUUAACAUUCAACGGUGAACGGUAGUGCAUUAUUUGAAAUACUGAUUUUAGAUUGAUCUGAUCCAUCUGUAAUCAUCACAAAAGAAUAAUAAUAAUAAUCCAAGUACAAAAGUUGCAGCUGAAACAUUUGAAAAUUCUACUGACACAUGUAUGGAUUUUCUUGAAUAUUUUUCACAGUUAUAAUGCAUCAAUGGAAUGCUGAUCCCGAUUAUAACAUUGAAACAUUGGUUCGGUUCAUGUGUACCUACCAAAAGGAGGAAAAGAUACUAAUAAAAGGGAGCCACUGCUUCCACCCUAUCCUUUUUGUACAACACCCAUUUUUUUCUUUUUCUUGGCAAUGCAUUAGUACCACCUUUUUUUGGGGGGCGGUUUUCCUUACACCAAAGGCUGUCAGUAUGACCUGAGCAUGGGUCUUUCCCACAUAGGGGAGGCAUCUCUACCUACUCAACUUCGGAGCCGGAGACCAUUAGUACAACUUUGUACCAUUAAUACUCUGGCAGUAUGAUGGAUGAUACGCAGGAAAAGAAAAUUUGUACGCAUGGCAUGCAAGUAAUUCAAUUAAAACUGGCCAUAUUAUGGGUA